Molecule: messenger RNA, 3706 nt
Organism: Helianthus annuus (common sunflower)
Lineage: Eukaryota; Viridiplantae; Streptophyta; Magnoliopsida; Asterales; Asteraceae
Product: MMS19 nucleotide excision repair protein homolog
Exons: 19
Coding region: 89-3394 (1101 amino acids)
Biological process (GO): iron-sulfur cluster assembly
Cellular component (GO): cytosolic [4Fe-4S] assembly targeting complex
Source: RefSeq, a predicted model, not a curated record
UAAAAAUUCCCCCAACACAAGUAGUUCUUGACUCAAAACCCUUAAAACCCUAUACACCUCCAUUCUGCUACAACAAACCGACUCAUCAAUGGCCGAUUCAACCACAAUCAGCUGUGUUAAACACAUCGAAACCUACGUCGAUUCUUCGUCAUCCAGAUCUCCAUCUCAACAGGACGCAAGUUUAGAUGCACUUGCAAAGCUCUUGUUGAAUGAUAUCAUAACUCUCGAAUUACUGGUUAGAGAAAUGGAGAUGUAUUUAACUACUACCGACAACAUUAUUCGAGCUCGAGGCAUACUUCUUCUUGCAGAGCUGUUGACGCGAUGUUCAUCGAAACGUGUGGAGGAUAAAACCGUUCAUAGCUUGGUUGGAUUUUUUGCAGAUAGAUUGGCAGAUUGGCGAGCAUUACGUGGUGCUCUUGUGGGUUGUUUGGCUCUAAUGAGGAGGAAAACUGACAUUGGUGCAAUCAGUAGUAGUGAUGCAAAUGCGGUUGCUCAGUCGUUUAUGCAAAAUCUACAAGUUCAAUCUUUAGGACAGCAUGACAGGAAGCUCUGCUUCGAGAUUCUAGAAUGCCUUAUGGAUUCUUAUCCUGACACAGUGAUGUCGAUGGAGGAUGAAUUUGUUUAUGUAAUCUGUGAAGCAAUAGACGGUGAAAAGGAUCCACAAUGUUUGUUGCUCACAUUUCGUCUCGUGGAAAGACUGGCACAGUUGUAUCCAGAAUCUUCUAGUUCAUUAGCAAGCUAUGCUGAGGAUCUUUUCAACAUUUUGGGAUCUUAUUUCCCCAUUCAUUUUACACACCCAAAAGGCGAGGAUGAUGCGAAAAGGGAGGAGCUCUCAAGGGCAUUAAUGCUGGCUUUUGCAUCUACGCCCCUCUUUGAGCCGUUUGCCAUACCUUUGCUUCUCGAAAAACUUUCUUCAUCUCUUCCAUCUGCAAAGAUAGAAUCUUUAAAGUAUCUUACUUAUUGCAUGGAUAAAUAUCAUGGGAACGUAAUUCAAGAACAACAUAAACCUCUUUGGUCAUCGUUAAAAGAUAUAGUUUUGACUUCUGCACCAUCUUCUUUGACUGCGGGUUCAAGAUACGAGGAUAAUAAAGUUGCAGAUGAAGCUCUCGUUCUUGUACAAAAGCUUAUUCAGCAAGAUAACGACUCGGUUUCGUUUCUAAAAUUGAUUUUGAACGAUGCGGAUGUCAACAUGACUCUAAAGAACCUUUCAAAUUAUAAUAAUUACGAUGAUAUCGCAGUGACAGAUAAGCAAAGAUUAAACGCAGUUAGUCGAAUUCUACAUGUAUCGGCCGCAGCUUCAGUUGCUUCAUGUAAUGCAAUAUUUCAAAGUGUAUUCUCGGAAUUAGUUAAUGGUUUGCAGUCAACGAUGCAAGAGAAAGAUUACACUCCUGGUGGACUUAAGUUCGGGUACCUUUACGUAUGUGUUGACUUGCUUACUGCUUGCAGCACGUUGGUCAAACCGACAGACAAAACUUAUCUCGACAAAGAGACAUGGUGCACCAUGCUUCAUAGCUUCUGUCCUUUGUUAACUUCUUCCUUUGUUAAAACUAUGAAAGAAAGCACUCUUGAUAUCUAUACACAUACCGGUGUUAGGGGAUUGCAGAUUUUGGCUUCGUUUCCCGCAAAUUUCUCGCCUGUGUCAAAGUCGACAUUCGAGGAAAUUUUGGUGGAAUUUACUUCAGUUAUCACCCUCAAGUUUAACAAUGCAUCUAUUUGGAGAUUUGUAUUAAACGCAUUAGUCGAAAUUGGCUCGCUUAUCAAGAAAUCCGAUGAUUCUGAGAAAAUGGCAAGCUUUGAUGUUAUUGUUGUAGAGAAGAUGUUGCCUUUAUUGUCUUCUGAUGAUUUAUCAAUGCCGUUUUCACUCAAAGUUGGAGCGGUAUCCAAAAUUGGUAUGACUAAUUUGAAGUAUAUGCGGAAAAUUGUCCAAGAACUUAACACAGCUAUCUCUACCAACUUGCAAAAAUACUGGCUUGAUGGAAACUCAAACUCAGCUGAACAUGCAAUGCUCCUUUUGGAAUGCUACGUUGAUGAGGUGCUUCCGUGGUUUCAGAAUGUUAAAGAUAACGACAAUGUGCCUAUGCAUUUCGCAUUAAAAAUUUGGAACGAAAUAGAAGACAACACAAUGUUUUUUGACAGCCUCAAUGAUAAAAAACUUCUAGAAACAACAAUGAACGGAAUGAAGCGCGCGGUGGCAAGUUGUUCAGAGGACAGUCAAAGCACGAUUCUCGAUAAAGCCUUUAGCAUACUUUCAUCAAGCACAAGUUUUCAAGUCGAUGAAUCCAUGCAACCCGCUGAAUAUUCUUGUAGAGAAGAGUGGAUCAUCUCGUUAUUUGAUUCAGUAAUAAUAGCACUUCGUCCUAAAACGCAAGUAAAAAACACCGAAGAAAUAUUACAGAUUAUCACGAGAGCUCUUUCCAACGCGCAUAUUCCAUCCGCUCACGCGUUGGGAUCUUUAUUUAACAAGAUUCCCAAUGAUAGUUUGGAAGAAGCUAUGGAUAUUACGUUUAACAAAUACAUAGUGAGAUUCGCUAAUGGCAAUGGUGAUAAUGAGAUCGGAGUGAGCAAUUUAAGAUUAAGCAAUGUAAACGAUGGAUUAGUAACUUCCGAUGCUAUUGUCGUUGGGUUAGCUUGGGUCGGAAAAGGCUUACUUAUGCGGGGCCAUGAAAAAGUAAAAGACGUGAUCAAGUUUUUUCUGAAUUUUUUGAUUUCAAAUCGUUCAACCUCAAGCGGAAGCGUAAGUUCAUCUGAAGAUUGUGAUGACCUAACGAGAGCGGUUGCAGACUCGUUUAGUAUUAUAAUGAGUGAUUCCGAAGCUUGUUUGAACAGAAAUUUACACGCAACCGUAAAACCGCUUUAUAAGCAACGGCUAUUCAAUAUGGUGAUGCCAAUUUUGUUGGCAGCAAUAGUGAAAUCGGAUUCACCGAUACCUUAUAAAUCCAUGAUGCAUCGAGCUAUUGCACAUGUUAUAUCUAAUACUCCCUUGAGUGCUAUUAUUGGUGAAGCCAAGAAACUCAUCCCCUUGAUGGUAGAUGGUUUAACGAUCCUGAGUGAAGAUGGUAAAAAUCGAGACAUUGUUUACAACCUUCUACUUGUUUUAUCAGGAAUAUUGACUGAUAAAAAUGGUCAGGAAGUUAUUGUAGAAAAUACAUAUACGGUCAUCAUGUGCCUUAACAAACUUGUAUUCUACCAACACAUGAUGCUGGUACGUGAGACAGCGAUUCAGUGUCUGACUGCAAUGACGGAGCUGCCUUAUGCUAGUGUAUAUCGGUUCCGGCCAGAGGUGCUACAGACGUUAUCAAGAGCCCUUGAUGACCCAAAAAGAAGUGUCCGGCAAGAAGCCGUUAGAUGUCGACAGGCAUGGGCUUCAAUCUCAUCUAGAAGUCUUCAUAUUUGAAAGGGCUCAUCUUCUAAUAUUGCAAUGUACAUAAUGCAUGCGUCUAGCUAAUUGCUUUGGAGGGCAUCGGCGGCUGUCUGUUCAUCUCUUAUUUAUGUAAUUUUGACCUUUGAUUCUUUGUUUUUCCCAAACUAUAUUUGCGAGUGUUAGCUUGUGGCGGAUUUUUAUGUCAAAAUUUGUUAAAAUUUGUUGAACUCAUUCGCCGGUUGCAUUAUGACACUUCAUAUGUAUGAUAUGUGGCUAUGUGCCAUUUAGUGGACUUUGUAUUGUACUAAUGUUUGAACCUGUAGAUGUGGCUAUAUUUGUCUGUUA